UUGCACUGGUAGAAUUAUUUGUGCCGUGGUGCAUAAACUAGUUCUGAUCGAAGGCGUUCACGGUAGCGAAAACACUGCAACACAUUGCUUGACCUUACGGUGUCGCAUUUUUCAAGCAAACGCGUAGAUAUAUGUUUACGGGUCGGCUUGCCGGGCUCUUGCUGUGGUCGAACAGCUUGUUUGGAUAUAACAUUUUUUGACAUUAAAAUCAGACACCGAAAUGAGAGGUGAAAAGCGAAAACUAAAAUUGCCAAUCAAUACAUUCGCCGCGUGACUCGAACCAUGUAGGACAACCAGGACCGCUACAAUUCUAAACGUUCCGAUCGUGCGUGAGAUAACAGUGCCCCAUGACGCCACCUUUAUGUUCUGCACGUCGCAUGGCACAUCGCAAUACUAAAUAAAGAAUUAAAAAAAAAAAAGCCCGUAGAACUUCGUCAUGGCUUCUUCGCACAACGGCAUAUCGUAGCAAAACCAGAACCAUACGCACCGGAAGUGUGCAGGCAACCUGGCGAAAUCGACCGAUCAAAGCGCCGGCGGAAAUUACACGCGUAAGCGGACACAUCCGCCUGGCGAUGGGUUCAAGACCCUUCAAGCUAAUCUGCAUUAUCUUGCAGUUGUAGAAAGUUGUAGCGAACACUUGUGGCGUCUCGGGCCAGCCCGUCGUGGUCGCCGAUUCCGCGUGGUACACGUGUCCACGAAAAAAAAAAAAGUACUAUUGGUAACACGUGGGCGCUCGAGGCCCCCUCCAUGACUACUUCGGCUGGCGCCCAUCGCGCAGGUAAGCACGCACUGGAACGAAUGCUACGCAGCGCCUUAUCUUCUGCGUGCUCGGUAUCGCCUGCCGCCGUGCCUAACACGUUGCAGUCCGUGCAGAUCUCUCGCAGUCGAGAUAUGUCCGCUUUCGGCCGCUGGCGAUACCGUUUAUGUUGGCCCCGGCGAGUAAAAAAAGGAUAUUUGGCUCGGCAGAAACCACAACAGGCGAACGAACGGCCACUUGUUGCGUUCAGGCUUACGUCUCUGAUGCGUGGUGGGCCGCGCAAAUUCAAAUUGGUUCCUCUUUUGUAACGCGAGCCGUAUGUUGCGAGGCGGCUUGCUCACGACUUCAGGCCAGUAUAAGAGAGCGUUUGCUGUUGAUCGACGUUUCUCUGCGCCGAUCGGCACAAAUCGCGUUUCGGCCUUCCUUUACGUAACCCACUAGCGUACGCCGUUUUGUUUUCAACGUCGUUCGUGACGUUCCGUGUCUUUUUUUUUUUUUUCAUUUAAGCUAAUAAAACGUGUCCUGCCUGGCCGAACUAAAUUUUGCGACAAGUUGUUCGCCUGAAAUUUCUCUCGAACCGUGAAUAUGCGAUGCCAGUGUAUGUUAUUCAAGUUCCCUUGCGUCGUUACUCGGCACAUUAAAGUGUGCUACAGACACCUUGGCCAACCAUGCUCAACGGAAGCAGCAAGUCACGUGAGACGCUCAAGGAGUUUCUCCGGAAGCGGGUCGAGUCGCACCCGGGCAUCUCCAUCCAGAAGCUGACCGGCCACCUGUCGCAGCUUCCCGCCGACAUCCGCAUGAAGUACGGUGGCAAUGUUGAUUCCAUUCGCAGGGUGCUCGAACAGUUCCCCGAGAUCUUCAUAAUCCGCAACCACGAUCAGGUGCAUGUCUCGACUUCGAAGGCCUCCAGCAAACAGGCUGGAACGUCGUCGUCUGCCGGGGGUAGUGACGAUGAAACCACCACAUUAACUAGCGCGAAAGGAAAAGUGUAUCGGCUGUUCAAGACUUACGGGUUCAUUUCUGUGCAGCAUCCAAUUAGCACAAGCGUCUACUUCAGCCUGCGCUCAUUUGAAAACGGACAGCACUCGAGUCUACUUUCGUCUGGACUUCAGCUUGGUGAUGGUGUUGUUGUUGAUGCGGAGGUGGGUCCCAAUGACUGUGAGGCCAAGUUUCGCGCUAGCCGAGUGUCGCGUAUUAAGGGUGGAAGCGCAGCUUCGCCGUCUGAUUCGUCAUCACCAGCACCACAGACUACAGUGUUUACACCGCUUGUGAACAGAAUUGGUGCCAUAGAGACCCUAAAAGAUGAGUUUGGUUUUAUCAAAUUGGAAAAGGAACAGGAAUGUGCAUUUUUUCACGCAGCCGAAAUAGAAAGGUAUCUAGGGACAGCUGUGCCUGCGCUGCCAGAAGUGCUGGCAGUUGGGGACAAGAUUCGUUUCGAUGCCGACCUCAACAAAAACACAACUGCGAGGGCCAAGUGGGUGGUGACUACCAUACACAACAUACAAAAUGUGCCUCCAUGCAAUUCUGGAAGUGAGACUGAAGGCAGUGAAAUCGCUCCAGGCACCAUCAUCAAGCGAGAUGGACUGAUACAAAUGGUUAAACCUGAGUUUGGCUUCAUCAAGUUUGGUACUAACUACCGUGACCGUGCCUUCUUUCACCUCAACAAUGUAGUGAUGCCUCCACGUGACACCAUCAAGAGCCUGCCCGAUGUGUUUGCCAUCAAUGACCGAGUGCACUUUGAAGCCAAGCCGAGCCAGAAGCCUUCUGAGAAGGUCAAGUGGCAGGCAACGACAGUUUGGCUUAGUGAGUUUGGGUCUAAAGGCGAUGGCCUUGAUUCCGCCGAUGAAAGCGGUAAUGAGGUCUUCCUCUCGGAUGAUGAGUCGGACAUCAUGGAGCUGAUACAGGAGCGACUGGCUGCUGACACUGACAGUGAGACGGAGGAUGACAUUCUAGGUGCCGGCUCGAAGCUGCCUUGUGCCUCUUCGCACACAAUAGUUGAUGGACUGAAGCAGUACUUGCAGGGUCCUGUUAGCCCUGAUCUGUUGCCAAUAUCAAAGGACCCCAAACAUUUGUUCAACGACUUUCACAAGGAUGACGGCUUUAGCCAGGUGCCCCAGGCAGUUGAGCCAUCCAUUGUCAUCUUCCGUGGUGCCACUGGUUUUGUGACAAACGUCACAGACUAUAGUGCUACUGUAGAGGUCCACGACCAAGCAUGUUCCGUGGAGUCGAUGAAGGUGGAUUUCCUCAGUAGUGUUUUUUAUCGUGAUGGGGCGCUGUGUACAAAGGGACUAUGUCAAGUGCUUGGCAAAGGAGAUGCAGUGGCGCUGGACUUCAUGGUGGGGAGCAACGGACCGCAUGAGGAGGUGCGGUGUGACCUGGUGUGGCAAGGGUUGCGGCCUGAGGGUGUCAUUCAAAUGAGUGCGGAGGAGUUCUGCCGUCGGCUUAAAAUCAAGGUCCCCCCUGUGCGUCACCGAGGGUCCUUGUAUGAGGACUUUCAGCGGGAAAUGCAGGAGGCAGGCCACCGCAUGUCUGCGCACCCAAGUGUGUCGGACAUCAACUCACACCGGCGAAGAAACAACCACAGUCCACCAUCUUUUGCACCGACGUCCAGCGAAGCAUCGCCAUCAUCACCAUCGGGGAGCAUUCAUGGGGACCAUGCUAUGCCUAAUGGCAUUUGUGGAAAGUGUGCUUCGUCGUGUUGCCAGGAUCAUGGCACAAGAACUUCAUGCGCUGCAGCAACAAGACCGGUUGGCGAAGGGUGCGGUUCGGGACGUGAGCACGCAGACUACAGAACGCGGUGUUCGUCCACUUCCGUGAGAAGACUCCCAACACCAGGAGGACACUUCAAAUCAAGAUGGCACCGGUGCUCUCCCGCGUGCUUGACGAGCAUUGGCAUUACCGUCGUCACAUCGUGCCUUGAAAAGUGGGAAAAGGAUUUUGUGUAGUUGCCAUGGUUAGUUGUGCCUUGGGGGAAUUUUCGGUGUGACGUUGCAACAGGAGGAACCUGGUUCCAUCGGCCUGCUUCCUUUUCUUUUUCUUUUCUUUCAUUCCUGGUGCAAUUAUCCCGGUCAUGCCACAUUUUGCUCACUAACAGUUCUACGAGAACUAGUACUCUGUCUCUGAUGACUUAUUGUGUUUGCAAGAUUGGCUGCCUUCAUUGUUGGAGUUGCAAGCCGCAACUUUUCAUGGAACCACUGACACUAAUCUGUGUGUUCCACGUGAAGUAGCAUGGUUUGAUGUGUGUGUGUGCGUGUUGUUUUCGAGGGUGUAUGGAGGAGGGGUAGGGUGGGGCAGUUUUCAGGAUAGGCAACCCUCGCUGUUGAAGUUGUGUUUGAGCAGUGAAUUGAACCAUCAAAGCGUUUCCUGUUCUGUAGUUCUCUGCUCUGUACUAAUAAGCAUGUAUUACUCAAUAAUCACCGUCAGGGUAAUAGCAAAUGAAUUGUUCAUAAAAUGAGUAAGUUUAAUUGCAGUGUUUUUGGCUGCUGUGUCAAAGGAGAUGAGGAUGUAUUGUUCGCAUGAUUGGCUAGAAUUGCAAAUGAAACUGAACAUAAGCUGUUGGUAUAAGGCGCUAAAUUAUGGCAAGCACAAUGCACACGAAGUUGGGCAGAUAAGCACAACUUGUGACCCUAACUGCGAUUUUUAAAAAAUCUCUUGUGAAGAAAGUGAAAUUAGCACACUUCGUAGAGGGUAUGAGGUCAUGUCGGGCCCUUUAAGUGUGUAGUUGACUUUAUUGGCUGCUUUGGCAUUUCGGAGUUAUUGGCAUUUUAGGAGUUAGAGGAAUGAAGAAAUCUAUUUAUGAACUAGUUCCGUGUCAAACACGCACAAGUAUGUAUUUCAAAAUACUGGCUGACCUCAGUGUUGAAAUUUAUCUGAAUAGGAAAGAUGAAAUAGGAGAAAGGAUGAAAUAGUAAAACAUUUGAUGAGCAUAUUUCAGUGUGAUGUAGAUAGGCAUAUAUUUCACGAGUUCGACAGCUGUCGGUGCUUUCGUUUGUUAGUAUACUGUUAAUAAGAUGAGUGAAAUAUUCGCUACAGUUCGCAUAAAAUUUGCUCUCUUGUGUGCACAUGAAUGACAAUAUUGGUCACCAUUUAUGAUGGCAUUGCAAGCAGAUAAAAUUGGUAUCAAUAAUAUGUAUAAACGUAUCUUAUGCGAAGUAAUACUGUUCUAAAUAUAACUGAGCACGUAGUUUACAGUAGUAGCUCUCACCUGUACAACAUUAUUAGCGAAUCACUUAUGGAAUUAGUAAAAUUAGGCUGCUAAUGGUGUAAUAAAGCAUAAGAUUCCUAAGGGUUCUGUGGUCACUGUCUUUUCUGCCCAGCCUGUUGUCUAGAGCUGUUUGCAGUCUGCGUCAAACCAAUUAACUCAACAAUGCGUUUUGAGCGUGUGACGAAAUUACUUGAUAUAUUUCAUCUGCUGUAAAGUCAUAAUUUGCUGAACAUUAUUAAACGUGUAGUUUAUAAAUAGUGGCUGCUUCCUGGGUUAAAAUUGCUAACGAACUGCUUAUACAAUUAUUAAAGUUGGCCUGCAAAUGGUGUUCGAGAACGCGCAAGUCUUAAAGGCUUCUUUGUCAUCCUAUCUUCUUUGUCCGGUCUGUUCGCUUUCACCAUUUGCACUGAGCCGAACUUGAUAACUCAGCAGUGCAGUUUGACGAAAUUGUUUGGCAUUACUCUGCAUAUUUCUUUUUCUUUUGUUGUGAAGUCGUACUCUGCUGAACAACAGGGAGCAUGUAGUUUUUGAUGCUGGCCUUUACCAGUGAUGAGGUUUCAACUUUACUGUGAAUGAAUUGAGUGAUGUUAAUCGACGUGGAAGCAGGCGUGCGUGGGACCAUGUUCCAUCUUGUUCACCCUUUUUUUUUUCUUUUUUGGUACUCACUUUUAGAUUUUAUUCGUGAUAGCAGUCUAGCUGGCAGACGGUCAGGCCUUUGGUGUGCUUGUUAAACACGCUCCAUGGCAAUCCUCCCUGCACCAUGUGCCAAAAUGUGAAUCGAACGAUGAGGAGGCAGACGUAAUUUUGCAGGCCAGAACGUUGAGUCGGGAUUCCCAAAUGUGCUUUCACACAACGCCAAGAUCUUUAUUGUUCUUGUUUUAUUUUCUACAAUGGGUGUUGUUAUAGGCUUGCGACGUAUAUGGAUUUUCUUGCUCUACAUUAAUUUCAGAUUUGUACAGACUUCUACAUUGUACAACAUUAUUGUUAUUUUUUUCUUCCUUUCUUUUUUUACAGAAUGAAUUUCCAAAGUGCUCAAGAUUGUAAGGUUCCAAUGAUAUGUGCAUGUUUUUUUUUUAAGCAUUGACAUGUGUUGUCUUUACUAUGUGACAUGAGAACGCUUGUGUGUUAAAUAAAGGUGAAACCUCCAUGUCA
Molecule: messenger RNA, 6113 nt
Organism: Dermacentor andersoni
Lineage: Eukaryota; Metazoa; Arthropoda; Arachnida; Ixodida; Ixodidae
Source: RefSeq, a predicted model, not a curated record